Messenger RNA from Puntigrus tetrazona (Sumatra barb), 2909 nucleotides. It is a transcript of the gene rxfp2l, whose product is annotated as relaxin family peptide receptor 2, like. Gene Ontology annotation, biological process: G protein-coupled receptor signaling pathway. NCBI's taxonomy places the organism in Eukaryota, Metazoa, Chordata, Actinopteri, Cypriniformes, Cyprinidae. The record is from RefSeq and is a predicted model, not a curated record. Gene Ontology annotation, cellular component: membrane. Gene Ontology annotation, molecular function: protein binding; G protein-coupled receptor activity.
UAGCAGCCUAGGAGAUACGCACUCACUUGUAUCUCAGAGCACCACGCAUCAUGCUUCCUCCUCUCCUCCUUUCUUCUCUCUCCUUUUCCCUUGCUUUUCUUUCAGAUUCUUCAGGUUCUGAUAUGUGUCCGUUGGGUCAGUUUCCGUGUGGGAAUCUGUCAGUGUGUUUGCCUCAACCACAGCACUGUAAUGGGCACCAGGACUGUCCUAACGGAGCAGAUGAAGAGAACUGCGUGGAUAACAGUGGUUGGCCCCAUCUAUUUGAUGCCUUCAUGAAAACAAGGGUCCAGGAGUCAAAAGAGUGCAUGUUAGAUGUCUAUCCAGAUGUGUGUCAUUGUGAGGGACGGAAAGUGAAUUGUAAUGGCAAAAACCUCCUUCAUGUACCUGUUGUAUCAUCUAAUGUAACUGCACUAGAGCUGAACAGUAACAGGAUUGAAUCUCUCUCUCGUGAUCUGUUCAUCCGCUACAGACACCUGGAGAGACUACAUCUGGAAAGUAACAGUAUAGAAAUGAUCUCCAAGAGGGCAUUUUCAGGACUGAUCUCUUUGCGUAAACUUUUUUUGAGUCAGAACAGAAUUGCAUCUCUGAAAGCAGGAAUAUUUAGUGACCUCAGCAGUCUGGAGUGGCUGAUUCUGGAUGAAAACAGAAUAUCAUCCCUGCGUCAGAAGUCUUUUGAAGGCCUGAAAUCAUUAUUUUUCCUGUCUUUAUUAAAUAACUCUGUUGAACAAUUUCCUAAAACAUCGAUUUGCCUUGAGAUGCGUCUCAACUGGCUGGAAAUGGAGGGGAAUAGAAUUUCAUCUCUCUGGGCGUCUAGUUUUAAGAACUGCUCCUCUCUUACUGUCUUAGCAUUGAGGAGAAAUCGUAUCAGCACCAUUGAGGAGGGAACAUUUGCAGACAUGCAAAGAUUGAUAGACCUAGACGUGUCCAUGAACCAGAUCAAAGACCUGCCUCCAUCUCUGUUUCAGAACCUCCAGAACCUCAAACAGCUAAAUAUUUCCAACAAUCCCCUGACAAACAUAUACGACGAUCAAUUUGACAGUCUGGUCAAUCUGCAGUCACUGAGUAUGGAAGAGGUAGAGAUUCCCAACAUCAGCAUCAGGAUGUUCCGACCUCUAACUAACCUCACUCACAUUUAUUUUAAGCGUUUUGAAUUCUGUGGAUAUUCUCCCAACGUGCGGAGCUGCAAACCAAACACAGACGGAAUCUCAUCCUUCGAGAAUCUGCUGGCAAACAUAAUUCUACGCGUGUUUGUCUGGGUCGUCGCCUUCAUCAUUUGCUUCGGAAACAUCUUCGUCAUCUGCCUGCGUUCCUGUAUUGCUUCAGAGAAUCAACAUCACACGAUGGCCAUAAAAUCCCUUUGCUGUGCAGACUGUCUCAUGGGCGUGUAUCUGCUUUUCAUCGGCGCCUUUGACAUCAAGUAUUGUGGCGAGUACAACCGGCAUGCUCAGAUAUGGAUGGAGAGUAUGUCUUGCCAGUUGAUUGGCUCUCUGGCCAUGCUAUCCACAGAGGUAUCCGUCAUGAUGUUGACCUAUAUGACACUAGAGAAGUACCUGUGCAUCGUCUUCCCGUUCCAGCAUUACCGCGCCGGGCGAAAACAGACCCUGUGCUCACUGACCUUCAUCUGGUUGCUAGGAUUUAUCAUUGCCGUUAUUCCCUUCUGGGAUAAACAGACAUUCGGGAAUUUUUAUGGGCGAAACGGAGUAUGCUUCCCUCUUCACUCAGACCAGACUGAGAAACCUGGUGCCAGAUGCUAUUCUACAGCUAUUUUUCUCGGUCUGAAUCUUCUGGCUUUCGUGAUGAUUGUAUUCUCCUACUCCAGUAUGUUCUACUCAGUCCAGAAGACAGCAAAGACAGCUCGUCAAACAAUAUAUGACAGAGAAGUCACUAUCGCAAAGAGGUUUUUCUUCAUUGUGUUUACUGAUGCCAUGUGCUGGAUUCCCAUCUUCCUCCUAAAGAUACUAUCACUACUAAGAGUACAGAUCGCUGGUACCCUCAUUCUGUGGGUGGUGAUUUUUAUCCUUCCUAUAAACAGCGCCCUGAACCCCAUCCUGUACACUAUCACAACCAGCGCCUUUCAGCAGAGACUCAAACAGUGUUUAAAAUAUCGCUGCCAGCAGACUAACUGACACACACAUACACACACUAUGCACAUGCUCUGAGAUUUAUAUUCCACGCGGAAUAAAAGGUUGAAAGACGACAGGAUAACGACCACACUCGCAAGAUGCUCUCAUCCUUAGCACAAGCCGGUAAGGCGUAUAAGAGUAACGAGAGCACACACGGCAACAUUAACCAGCGGACCAUCAUAAACAAUAUACGCUUAUGCAAUUAAAAUGUAAAACCAAGCCUUAUAUUAAAAACAAAUAAACGAGAUACAUGCAAAUCAAAGACACUUCAACUGCCAUAUAGACCUAGAGCGUGUACAUGCAGGGUAAGCCAAACUCUGUGGCUGUCAGAGAAAGCAUAGAGGAAACGGGUUCGGAAGGGAGCCCGGUGGGCUGAGGAUUGGAACCCUUCCGACUGAUUUAAUUGCGUUUUUGUGUUCUUGUGCGGAUGUGUAUGGAAAACAAAGGGCCAGUUGCAUACAGUCAGGAGAGAAAUGACCAAAAACUGAAUGGCGGAGAGGAAGAUACACAAAAAAAGAUUUCACAUUAAAACCAAUCGCAGCACUUCAUUCGUGAACAAAAAAAAAUACAAAGAAAUACAGUUCAUUACGGUGUUCAUGUUGGCAUCACAGUACUAAUUUGUUCCAGAUUGCUGUUAUUAAGAUUACAUGAAGUUAUUGUAUGAGUCUAUUAUUUAUGGAACUCACGGCUUUCGUUUGUCUGCUGUAAUUUGUCAGUUGUCUACAAUAUGUAAAAUGAAUGUAACAUCCAAAUAAUUGCAAUGAAUAAAUUAUAAUUAUUUCAUUA